UACAGGUUAAGCCUGUCGUUCCCCUGUUGGUCUGCAUGUUCCGUGGAUGUCCUCUGGGGGGCGCUGAGGUUCAGGUAGAGCGAGCAGGCGCUGUUGUGUAACGUAAUGCUGUCGAGUCAUGGUAGCGGUUGUUUAACUUGUGAACACAUUACAAGGACAACCGCUUUGUAAGUAUGACUACACACAGCUGGUGGUAGUAAUGACAGACACAUAGCUGUGAGUUAUUGUGCUCUGGGUGUCAUUACUGAAGGUCGUUUGAACUACAGUUAGAGACGAUAAGCAAGCUAAUAACAGCUCGGAGGACUCGCUCGACUCCCUGGAGUAGCCUCGGUUACUAACAAGUGGACUGUGUACAGUGUUUGGACUUCACAGCUGCCUGCCUGGGAAAGCUGCAGCCAUGGUGUUUGUGCAGAGCUACUGUGAAGCAAAUUCCUUCAUCUCCAUAACCUGGGUGGAUGAAGGCAUCGCCCCCUGCUUCUACUUCACACUGGUCCCCACCAUCCUGCUCUCCCUCUCCUUCCUCCUUGGCACCAUCCACUGCAUAUGCUACCAAAAGUAUGGCACGCAAAUGGAGCGCAAGUUCAUUCCUCGCUCCUGCCUCUAUGGUUUUCAGCAGGUCCUCCACGUCUUUCUGAUCAUCCAGUUUCUGGGUGGAAUGAUUUGGAGAGCCACGAAUGCAGAUGAACUUCCAGGGUAUGUGGUGCUGUACGGCUGCUUUUCCAUCCUGGGAUGGGCCUGGGCUAUGGCUCUACUCAGGGUGGAGAGGCGCAGGGUCCUGGUGUCGGAUCGGACAAGAGGACACAGUGCCGUCCUGCUGCUGUUCUGGGCUGUAGCUUUCUGUGCUGAGAACCUGGCUUUUGUGUCCUGGUACAGUCCUCAGUGGUGGUGGGGCCUGGAGAACAAACCACAACAGGUGCAGUUGUUCCUGUGGAUGAUGCGCUACAUUAGCACUGGGCUGCUCUUCUUCAUCGGUCUCAAAGCUCCAGGGUUGCCAAGGAGACCUUACAUGCUUCUGAUAAAUGAAGAUGAGCGUGACGUAGAAAACGGUAGACAGAGCCUGUUGGGAAGAUCAGAGGAGAACCAGUCCACCUGGAAGGGAUUUUGGAAGAAGGUCCGUCUGCUUGUUCCCUACAUGUGGCCACAAGGCAACAAGUUUCUCCAGCUGCUGGUCCUCUUCUGUUUGGGGCUGCUGGGAGUGGAGAGGGCUAUUAACGUCUUUGUACCCAUUUACUACAAGAAUAUUGUGAAUGAACUGACUGAUGGCAGCAGCUGGCACACUGUAGCCGUUACAGUGUGUAUUUAUGUCCUGCUUAAGUUCAUGCAGGGUGGAGGAGCAGGUUCCUCUGGAUUUGUCAGUAACAUGCGCUCUUUCUUCUGGAUCCGCGUGCAGCAGUACACCAAUCGACUGGUUCAAGUCAAUCUGUUUGGCCACCUGCACUCCCUCUCUCUGCGCUGGCAUCUGAGCCGCAAAACUGGUGAAGUACUGAGAAGUAUUGAUCGUGGCACAGCUUCCAUUAAUAGCUUGCUCAGCUACAUAGUGUUCAGCAUCUUUCCAACCAUUGCUGAUAUUAUCAUCGCCAUCAUCUACUUCAGCGCUCUUUUCAAUGCCUGGUUUGGCCUUAUUGUCUUCAUCUGCAUGACCCUGUAUCUCACCUUGACGAUCAUCAUCACUGAAUGGAGAACCAAGUACAGACGAGAAAUGAAUCAGAUGGAUAACACUGCCAAGUCCAGGGCUGUGGACUCCUUGUUAAACUUUGAGACGGUAAAAUACUACAAUGCAGAGAACUAUGAGGUCGGCCGGUUUGAGGGUGCAAUCUUAAAAUAUCAGGAAUCAGAGUAUAAAACCCAGGCAUCUCUGGCCUUACUCAAUCAAACACAGAACGCCAUCAUUGGAGCAGGACUGCUGGCUGGUUCCUUGCUCUGUGCAUACUUUGUCACAGAGGGAACGUUUCUGGUUGGAGAUUAUGUUCUCUUCGGUACCUACAUCAUCCAGCUGUACACCCCACUCAACUGGUUUGGGACAUACUACAGAAUGAUCCAGACUUCCUUUAUUGACAUGGAAAACAUGUUCCAACUUUUCGAAGAAGAUCAAGAGGUGAAGGAUGAAGUAAAUGCAGGAAGCCUUCUCUUUAAACUGGGGAAAGUGGAGUUUGAAAACGUUUACUUCAGCUACACAAACGGCAAGGAGAUUCUCAGGGAUGUGUCCUUCACAGUUCUUCCAGGACAGACAGUUGCACUGGUUGGGCCGUCGGGAUCUGGGAAAAGCACAAUCAUUCGACUGCUUUUCCGUUUCUAUGAUGUUCAGGGAGGCUGCAUUCGCAUUGAUGGCCAGGAUAUAUCAAAGGUGAAACAAACAUCUCUGCGAUCUCAUAUCGGCGUGGUUCCCCAGGAUACCGUGCUGUUCAACGACACCAUCCGGGAUAACAUUCGCUACGGUCGCACCACUGCUAAUGACCAGGAGGUGGAGGAGGCUGCACUCGCUGCUGAUAUCCAUGACAAAAUCAUGACCUUCCCUGAUGGUUAUGAUACCCAGGUGGGGGAAAGAGGACUGAAGCUGAGUGGAGGAGAGAAGCAGAGGGUGGCUAUCGCCAGAACUAUCCUCAAAGCACCACAAAUCAUCCUGCUGGAUGAGGCCACAUCUGCCCUGGACACACAGACAGAACGCAACAUCCAGGCCUCUCUGGCCAAAGUCUGUGCCAAUCGCACUACAGUGGUUGUAGCUCACAGGUUGUCCACCAUCAUCGCAGCAGACCAGAUCCUGGUUGUCAAUGAAGGGCGGAUUGCUGAGCGUGGACGACAUGAGGAAUUGCUACAAAAAGGAGGUUUGUAUGCAGACAUGUGGUUAAAGCAACAACAGGCUCAGGACUCAGAUUCAUCAUCAGACACUGAAACCAAAGAUCGCCAGUCUGAGAAACUACAGCCACCAUCGACCUCCUCAGGACACCACGGGCACUGAAUGUAUUUGCUUUAAGAAAAAUCUUUUUGUAUUCUUUGUUAUGGUUGUAAAAAGGCAAUGUGUGAUUUUAAAUGUUUUGAACACUCAGCAAGGUGAAAGUGUUAUUUAUUGCUAGAUUUUCUAAAGUGAAUGUGCAAUGACAGGUCAGGCUAAGGUGCCUAAUGAAACUGAAGAGGUAUUCACACCUUUUAGACUUUAUCCAAUAGUUGUGAUUCCAGCUACGGUUUUGAUGCCAGGAGUUAACAAAAGAUCUAAAACUAAAAAGAAUUGGCACAGGAGAAGAGACAGAUGAUACUAUGUGCUCACAAACUAAACAUAAUGGGGACCUGCUGUGCUUUUUCUCUCAUAGAUGUACUGUUACAUGUGCAGAUGCUCAUUUAAAGACCGCCAAAGAUCCAAAAAGAUCAGUUUAUGUAUAAUUAUUCCUGUGAGCCAGAUGUUCAGGUUGCAGACUGCUCAAAUUCACAAUUUGAGACUUUUUUUUUUCUUGUUGUGACUCUCUAUGAUGUCGAAGAGAGGGGAAAUCCCUAAUUAUCUCAGUCACACAACUCUCACAGUAAGCACUGAAACCCCACCCACCUGCUCCACCUGCUGGGCAGAGGAAAGUUAGACUAAAGAGUUGGACUAUUGGAGCUAUUAGAGUCUUAGAAUACAAAUAUGGAGGUGCAAGAAAAGCAUAAUGGGUCCCCUUUGAAUAAAAUGUGGUGGUGGUGGUGGGGGGGUUCCCGUCUUUCCUCCACCUCUCUACCAAGUUUCAUGAAAAACCAGCUUAUUCGUUUUUAUUGUUAAUGAGAAAGAAGCUAUGGGGGUUGUAUAUUUCUGCUUCUGCUGUGGAGCAAUAAUAUGACCUGAGACACAUGAAAAGUGAAAUCAGUCUUGACACUGUAUCUUGGUGUGCUCAGACUGUUAAUUCUGAAUCCUGCUGAAUACUAUAUGCUUAAGAAUAGAAUGGUGUUAAUGUCAUCAGGGAUUUUGUUUUGUUAUUUAAAGUUUUGUUAGCUGAAUUUUGAGCUGUAUGUAUUUGUACAUUCUUGGAGCAGGAGAGAGGAGCUGGUAGUGCAUAAAUAUAUAUCUCCAUGUUUAUGGUAGUAAAAUAAUGGGCAUUCAUCAUCAUUUUCUGUGUGACACUGACAAAAAUAUAUAUUUUUUUCAUUUUCUUUGAUAAUAGCAUUGUUGUGUCAGGGUUUGUUGAUUGUUUUUCAUCAUUCAGUUAUCUUUAGACAUACUGAUUCAUGCCUGAAGUUGUACAGUCCAGCCUUCCAUUGGCAGAAAGACCACAGACAUUUCUCACGGCAGAGGUUUCCACUCGGCAGAGGUUUCCACUCGGUAUGUGGAUGUAAUGGGGCCAAGUUAUCGAUCUGCGCUUGUGCUCAGUUAGCAAGUCAAAAUAUCUGCAUGAAAAAGAAUGUCUAGAAAUUAAACGUCCAUAGAUCUAAGUACAGCCAUACAAUUUUAAAUAAGUUAUUUGCUGUCUUAUAUCUACCUCACGAAAGGUGUUGUUCAUAGUUACAGGUUUUGGAAAUACUGUUUUAUCAUGUAAUCAUGAGCAAUAAAUGGCAUUAUUUCCAUC
Molecule: messenger RNA, 4526 nt
Organism: Maylandia zebra (zebra mbuna)
Lineage: Eukaryota; Metazoa; Chordata; Actinopteri; Cichliformes; Cichlidae
Gene: abcb6a
Product: ATP binding cassette subfamily B member 6 (LAN blood group) a
Biological process (GO): transmembrane transport; heme transport
Cellular component (GO): vacuolar membrane
Molecular function (GO): ABC-type heme transporter activity; ATP hydrolysis activity; heme binding
Source: RefSeq, a predicted model, not a curated record